CUUUUAACGUUUUCGUUGUCGCUGAUGGGGGAAGAAAGAAUUUUUUUUUAGAGUCUAAAAAAAUGUGGAACUGUGAAAAAAAAAAAGUGAGAUCUUAGCAGCAGCAGCAGCAAAAAUUAUAUUUAGCAAAAGAAAGAACCAUAGUUUAUUACAACAUCUUAACUAAAUCAUAUCAAUUACAUCUACAAUGCACGUGUUAUUAACCAAUGAUGAUGGUCCAUUGAACGACAAUUCAUGUCCAUAUAUCAAAUAUCUCGUGGAUGAAAUCAAUACUUCCACAAAUUGGGAUUUAUCAAUUGUGAUCCCCAAUCAACAACGAUCAUGGAUUGGUAAAGCUCAUUUCGCUGGUAAAACUUUAACCACCAGUUAUAUUUAUACGAAAUACAGUACCGAUGAACCGAAUCCUAAUAUCAAUUCAUAUAUCGGUCCGUUUAAAACUCCAGAACCUAAAUAUCAUUUAAAUCGAGAUGAAUAUCAAGAAUGGUGUCUUAUUGAUUCAACUCCAGCUGCUUGUGCUGAUAUAGGAAUUCAUUAUUUAUAUAAGAAUAGUAAACUGAAACCCAUUGAUUUAGUUCUUAGUGGUCCUAAUUUUGGGAAAAAUUCAUCCAAUCUUUAUAUUUUGACUAGUGGGACCGUGGGGGCUGCCAUGGAAGCUUCAACUCAUGGGAUUAAAUCUAUUGCUUUAAGUUAUUCAUUUAAUAGUCUAGAUCAUGAUUUUAAAAUCUUAAAGGAAGCAGCUAAGAUAUCAGUGAAAUUAAUUGAGAAAUUAUAUCAAAAAUUAAUCUUGAAUCAUGAUACUAUUGAUAUUUUUUCAGUUAAUGUACCAUUAAUUCCAUCUUUAAAAUUAGGUACAACAAAGAUUCAAUAUGCUCCUAUAUUACAAAAUAGUUGGCAUUCUAUAUAUGAAGAAGAUUUGGAAUCUAUUAAUGAACAAGGACAAUUACAAUUUAAAUGGAAUCCAGAUUUUAAAAAGGUGUAUAAAGAUGGGUUAAGUGAUUUUAAUCAUACUGAUAGUAGAGUGCUAUUAAAUGAAGGUAUCAGUGUUACACCUUUGAAAGCAACUUUCAGGACAGUGGAACCGUUAACUGGUGAAAUAGUAUUGGAUGCAGAAGAAGGUGAUGAAAGUAAGGAUGACAUUGAUACAUUCAUCUUUUUAAUCACUAUUCCAUCCAGUGCUUAUAUUUUUAAACCAUUAGUAGAAUCAUUUCAAAAGAAUUUCCCUUCUAUUCAAAUAACUACUGAUUCGUCUAUCUUAUUAAAGAUUAAUAAUCAUCCUCAUUUAAAAGUAUUCCAUUAUGGAGAAUAUGAAGAUUUAGAUAUCGAUCUUAUUCAAUCUCAUCCAAAACAAUAUUUCAUACCAUCAUAUAUCUUCAGAAAAGCCUUAAUCAGAAAACAUUACUUAUAUAAUACCAUCCAUCAUUAUGUCACUAAGAAUCCCGAAUCUGUCUUAAAGGAAGCAUUUCCAGAGACUUAUAAUUUAGAAGUUGAUUAUGCUGAAUUUUUAGAUGAUUCAUUAGAUGAUGCUUAUGAAUUACGAGAUGAAAUCAAUAAAGGUGAAAAAGUAUGGAUCUUAAAACCUAGUAUGAGUGAUAAAGGUCAAGGAAUUCGAUUAUUUAAGACCAUUGAUCAAUUACAAGAGGUUUUCAAUUCAUUUGAAGAAGAGGAAGAAGAGGAAGAUGACGAUGAGGAUGAAGAUGAAGAAGGGGAAGGACAAGUUCAAGUUCAAGAUGAAUCUGAACAAGAUAAUAAACAUGAUACUGGGAUUAUUCUUUCUCAAUUAAGACAUUUUGUGGUUCAAGAAUAUAAAUCAUCACCCUUAUUAUUAUCAAAUUAUGAUGAUAAGAAAUUUCAUUUAAGAAUAUAUGUGGUUUGUUCCGGAAAUUUAAAAGUAUUCGUUUAUAAGAAUAUCUUAACAUUAUUUGCAUCUGCCAAAUAUCAAGAUCCAAUCAAUGAACCUGAAGAUCAAGAAAUCCCUUUGGAUGGACAUUUAACCAAUACAUGUUUACAAGAAGAUGAAGAACCAUUAGUAGUUCCAUUCUGGUCAUUGCAAGGAUUAGAUGAUGCCAGUAAAAUCAAAAUCUUUGAUCAAAUCAAAUCAAUCAUUGGAGAUUUAUAUAAAGCAGCAUCAACUAUUGAUAAGAUCAAUUUCCAACCUUUGGAUAAUGCAAUUGAAUUAUUUGGUAUUGAUUGUUUAAUCAAUGAUGAUUUAUCAGUUAAUUUAUUAGAAGUUAAUUCAUAUCCUGAUUUCAAACAAACCGGGGAUGAAUUGAAAGGAAUAAUCUAUGAAUUGUUUGAUAAUGUCGUUAAAGAUGUGGUUAAUCCAUUAGUGGACAAUAAAAGUAAUGAACAACAGACAUUAGAAGAUGACGAAACUACAUUAGUUAAGGUUUUAGAUAUUUAA
Scheffersomyces coipomensis is the source of this 2401-nucleotide messenger RNA. RefSeq names its product putative tubulin tyrosine ligase. The record is from RefSeq and is a predicted model, not a curated record. Gene Ontology annotation, molecular function: hydrolase activity; ATP binding. The coding region runs from base 188 to 2401 and encodes 737 amino acids. The transcript has 2 exons. Gene Ontology annotation, biological process: protein modification process. Gene Ontology annotation, cellular component: P-body. Lineage: Eukaryota; Fungi; Ascomycota; Pichiomycetes; Serinales; Debaryomycetaceae.